GCAAAAUUUACAUCCAUCCCGCGUAAAGUUUGUAAACCCAAGCCGAGAGGUAAUUCGAUACAAACUAUCAACAAAUUAUUUCUACAUUGCGCCUUGCAGCGAGUAGAUAUGAUAGAUAAUGAAAACAUGAAUGGUUCAAAUAUGAAAAAAGUGAGCUGUGUUCAAUGAACCUAAAAGCAUGCAGCGCAGGGACCAUGUGUUCAUACGUUCUGCUUAUUAUUCUCAUACGGUUCGUUACAUUUCGAAUGUUUCAACAAAGCAAACACUGCACAAAACAAUUAACCAUGCUCCAACCUUUUAAUUAAAAACUCAGUGAAGUAAAGAGAAAAAAUUUGACACAUUUCAAAGCUUGCUAGAGAAGAAAAAUCUGGAGUUUAGAAAGAACAAGCAAAUUAUAGAGAAUAAUCAUCACGCAAUUUGACAAUAUGCGGACGACAUGCAUACUGAUUUCUCUCCUUGUAAUGCUCUUCUUCGUUUACACUAAACCCUUGAAUGCAGAAAGAAUGAGAAGUAGUCACCUAUUAAAACGUUCAAUUGACAUUAAAAAAGGUUUCAAAAGCAAACAUAAAAUUGCUAUUGAUAGUGCAGUUGACGAUAUAAAAGAAUCCACAGCAUUUGCUGAUCGAGAGAAAAAAUGGAAAUCCAUGUUGGAGGGGGAAAUGUUUCCAGAACACAUGCAGAGCAAAUCAAAACGAAUUGAAGUUGAAAGAAAUCCCAAAAAUGAGGAAAACAACGAAGAUGACGACGCGGAAAAUAAUUCUCCAGAACCUGUCGUUGGUGAGAAGAAAAAUAGAAUUGAAAACCAUGAUAUUGUACAUGAUGAAAACCUUGCAGAAUCAUUUGGAGCUGAAGGAUAUGACGACAGUAACCAAGACAACGAUGGCGAUGACGAUUCAAAUAAUGACUCUGCAUCAGAUGAUCAAGAAGAGGAUAGCGAAAGCGGUUCUGGUGAUGCUGAAUCGGGCGAAGCAGAAAAUAAUGAUAAUACCAACAACGACGACACUGCUCAACCAGACAAGGAACCAGAUGAGUCAUCGACAGGUGACAGAAGACAAGAAGGCAAAAUUCAAUGCCAUAAAAAAUGCUCCAUGCCAAUGACUUAUCAUGAAUGUGCACAUCCUAGAUGUAGCUUGAAAGUGGGUACAAUAAAAGACCUUUGUUUUUAUCUUUGCAAACAUCAAAAAGAAAGAUGCGAAGACGUUUGUGAAUAAGUAGCGUAGCACCACAGCUGAUAAAUAAGAUGCAACUCUAAAUAGGAUAGAUCACAUCUAAUGAAAGAUGCUGACCAAUUUAGGCAUUAGUAAAAGAUGAGGAGCUUUCUUCUCCUACCUAUAGGCAGAAAGAGUGACAUUCAUGUGAAAUUAUUUUUCUAAUGAAAAUGAUCAGCACGUUAUAAUUCAAACAACCCGCAUAUACACAUAUGUUGCAAGACAUUAUUGACUAAGUGUAAAUAGCCACAUUGGCAAUACCAGAUUGCCAUACUGGCAAUACGAGAUUGCCAUUGUAAUAAGUAUGAUUGAGCAUUCAAUUUAAGAUGCAGAACAGUUCACUUACAUAUGAUUUUUUGCAGGUAAUUUGGAGGAAAGAAAAAACGAUGACCCACUAUAGAUAUAUUAGUUUAUAACGAAGUACUAGUAUUUAUUAUGUGUAAAUACAAAUAAUUAGUUUUUGUACCUUGUUACAAAAAUGUAAAUAGCUAACCUAAUGUUCUUGCGUAUUUAAGAUUCUUAAAACAAUAUUUAAUGCAAGUAUAUAGUUUAAAAAAUCAACUUUAAA
This is a messenger RNA of Hydractinia symbiolongicarpus, 1776 nucleotides long. RefSeq names its product phosphatidylinositol 4-phosphate 5-kinase-like. The transcript has 2 exons. Lineage: Eukaryota; Metazoa; Cnidaria; Hydrozoa; Anthoathecata; Hydractiniidae. The coding region runs from base 426 to 1211 and encodes 261 amino acids. The record is from RefSeq and is a predicted model, not a curated record.